AUGUUCGUUCAAUCAAAUAUAUUCGACAACACAUUAAAGAUACUUCAAAGUAGCGUGUUGUUGAAAAACAAGAAAUUCAUUCAUUUCUGUACAGUACGGUUAGUUUUUGAGGAAAACGUUUGGAAAAGUUGUCUGUGUUGUUCAAGACCAUUAAAGACUGACUCGUGUUACGACAACACUACUUUAAUUAUGCUACAGAGGCAAAAAUGUGUAGAGAAAUUUAAAGUUGAUGCAAAUAUGUGA
Messenger RNA from Clunio marinus, 243 nucleotides. The record is from the annotation of a GenBank genome assembly. Lineage: Eukaryota; Metazoa; Arthropoda; Insecta; Diptera; Chironomidae.